Raphanus sativus (radish) is the source of this 679-nucleotide messenger RNA. RefSeq names its product small nuclear ribonucleoprotein SmD1a. Gene Ontology annotation, biological process: RNA processing; spliceosomal snRNP assembly. The record is from RefSeq and is a predicted model, not a curated record. The transcript is spliced from 4 exons. Gene Ontology annotation, cellular component: U2 snRNP; U1 snRNP; U4 snRNP. NCBI's taxonomy places the organism in Eukaryota, Viridiplantae, Streptophyta, Magnoliopsida, Brassicales, Brassicaceae. Gene Ontology annotation, molecular function: RNA binding. Bases 126 to 482 code for a protein of 118 amino acids.
AGUGUUAUAUCCAAAAUAGAAGUCGGAUCCGUGCCCGCUUGCUAAGAAGGGUUUUGAGGGUUUCGCAGUUUCUGCAGUCUUCUCUCCUCUCCGAUCUCUUCGUCUUCUCCACAGGAUCCCCAAAGAUGAAGCUCGUCAGGUUUUUGAUGAAGUUGAACAAUGAGACUGUGUCGAUCGAGCUGAAGAACGGAACUGUGGUCCAUGGAACCAUCACUGGUGUUGAUGUGAGCAUGAACACUCACUUGAAGACGGUUAAAAUGACUCUCAAGGGGAAGAAUCCAGUGACAAUGGACCAUUUAAGCUUGAGGGGUAACAACAUCCGCUACUACAUUCUUCCCGAUAGCUUGAACCUGGAGACUUUGCUUGUGGAAGACACUCCUCGAGUUAAACCUAAGAAGCCUGUUGCUGGGAAGCCUGUUGGACGAGGCCGUGGACGUGGUGGUCGUGGGCGUGGUGGGGCUGGUCGUGGCAGAGGUCGUUAAGUUUCAGCAAAGCAGUGCACUGGAAACAGUUGAAGGCGAGUGAGUUUGAAUUUUGUAGGAAGUGGGAACCCUUUGGUGUCUUAGGAGAAUGUACUGAACUAUGAUGUAUUUAGCAACUCUUUGCAAAGGAAACAUCUGUGGUAAGAUUUGGGCUGUGUAAUGCGACUUCGUGGAAGAUUUAGCUUUUCAUUUCAUAA